Molecule: messenger RNA, 1653 nt
Organism: Cooperia oncophora
Lineage: Eukaryota; Metazoa; Nematoda; Chromadorea; Rhabditida; Trichostrongylidae
Source: the annotation of a GenBank genome assembly
AUGCAUGUUUGCAAUGUGGCUGCUGAAUGGAGAGCGACUUUCAAGAAGGAUGUGAUUAUCGAUUUGGUGUGCUACAGAAGGUAUAAAGAAAUCAUUUUGUAUCGGAGGCGAAGGCAUGGUCACAAUGAGCUCGACGAACCGAUGUUUACUCAACCACUUAUGUACCAGAAAAUUAAACAACAUCCAACAGCUCUUCAAAAAUAUCAAGAAAAUAUCACCAAGGAAGGUGUCGUAGAUGAGCAGUACGUGAAGGAUGAAGUCACAAAGUACGGUCAAAUUCUGGAAGACGCUUACGAGAAUGCCCAGAAAGUCUCUUAUUUGAGAAACCGUGAUUGGCUGGAUUCUCCUUGGGAUGACUUCUUCAAGCAUCGCGACCCUCUCAAGCUGGUCCCCACUGGUGUUGAUGAAGACUCACUAAGACAGAUCAUUGAGAAAUUUGGUUCUUAUCCCGAAGGAUUCCAUUUACAUCGUGGUCUGGAAAGAAUUCUCAAGGGGCGUAAGCAGAUGUUGCAGGAGAAUUCGCUUGAUUGGGCCUGUGGUGAAGCGUUGGCGUUCGGAUCGCUUCUCAAAGAGAACAUUCAUGUUCGCCUCAGUGGCCAGGAUGUCGAGCGUGGAACGUUCUCUCACAGGCAUCACGUCCUGCACGACCAGAUGAUUGAUCAGAAGACGUACAAUCCUCUGAACGAUCUACAAGAAGGCCAAGCACAAUACAUCGUAUGCAAUUCUUCCCUAUCAGAAUAUGCCGUACUUGGAUUUGAACUUGGUAUUGUAGUGAUUGUAGUAUCACUGAGUACUGCAGCCGGUGUAGUGUUAUCUAUGGUCAACCCGAAUUCCCUGGUCAUCUGGGAAGCGCAGUUCGGCGAUUUCGCCAAUAACGCUCAGUCUGUGAUCGAUCAGUUCAUUUCGUCUGGACAGUCGAAAUGGAUCCGUCAGUCUGGCCUAGUGAUGCUUUUGCCGCACGGUUACGAAGGAAUGGGACCUUACCUACAAAUGUGCAAUGAGGACGAUCAGAUUGAUCUCGAAGUGAGUGCUGAUAUAUGGAAUAUCGCAUUUGGUGGCACAUUUGAAGCUCAGCAGCUCCAUGACACCAACUGGAUCGUCGCCAACUGCACCACACCUGCCAACCUUUUCCAUCUGCUCAGAAGACAGGCGAGUUGUGUGAUGACACCAAAGUCACUGCUUCGUCAUCCGAUGGCUCGUUCACCACUCGAAGAUUUCAAGCCUGGCACAACUUUCCAGCGGGUUAUUCCCGACAACAACGCUGAACAUGGAGCUGUGAAGCGACUGGUUUUCUGCACAGGAAAAGUGUACUACGAUCUGGUAAUGGCCAGAAAGCAUGUCGGAAAAGAAGAUUCCGUUGCGAUAUGCCGUAUCGAACAAAUUUCGCCGUUUCCGUAUGACUUGGUUCAAGCUGAAUGUCAGAAAUAUCCAGAAGCACGGUCUCAAGAGGAGCACAAGAACAUGGGCGCCUGGGGCUAUGUGCAGCCACGUAUCAACAGCCUGAUGCAGAGUGAAAAUCGUUCAGUUCGCUACACUGGACGUCAUCCAUCUGCAUCACCAGCUACGGGCAACAAGUUCACUCAAGAACAAAAAGACAUGAUGAGCAGAACAUUUGGCGUUCCAAACGCUCAAUUAGAAGGUUUCAAAGCGUAA